Messenger RNA from Triplophysa rosa, 3200 nucleotides. It is a transcript of the gene mfap3l, whose product is annotated as microfibril associated protein 3 like. Lineage: Eukaryota; Metazoa; Chordata; Actinopteri; Cypriniformes; Nemacheilidae. The record is from RefSeq and is a predicted model, not a curated record. Bases 391 to 1575 code for a protein of 394 amino acids. The transcript is spliced from 3 exons.
UUGGUAGACUGUAUGUGAACAAUAUAGGAGGAGUUAAAGGCCAAAAAUAACACCUCACUUUGCUCUGCGUUCUCCGUCAGAAACGUUCACCGGUUAUCUAAUAGUGAAUGAGGUGUCGAGUACAUUUUUCGAGAUCCUGUUGGGUCGAGACGCAAUCAUUCGCUAUAGAACGGAAACCCUUUAACGUUAAACAGAAGCUUUAACACUUGCCAUGCCAGGACAAGAAACGAGGGUUAACAUUAACUGCGGAGAGCACCAUGACUGAUGCGUCUGCAGAAAGGAUCUUUCACAUCAGUGGCUCGUCAUCCUCUUGCUGGGAGGCUUGCAGAUAACCGGUUAAUGUAACAUGAGGACCAGUGAGAAAUUAGAUCUCAUCUAGGUUGAUACAGAAUGGCAGAGAAAAUGAACCGAGUCAACAGAUACUUCAUCAUUUAUUUAGUGUCCGCGAUCAGUUUCUAUUGCACGGAGACUUUAAAUGUCUCGGCAGUGGAUGAAGACGGCGCCAAGAACUCGACCAUGUCAGAUAGUGGCACAGUUCCUAUGGUUCUUACCAAAAUGAGCCAGAUCAUAGCCCGGGAGGGGAGCUGUGCUUUAAUUGAAUGCAAUAUUACUGGUGACCCUUUUCCAAAUGUCCAUUGGUUCAACUCGCAUGGGCAUCUGCUUGACACAACGAACAGUGAUGGUAAAUGGUGGAUUCUGGACAAUGGCAUGCUGAACAUCACCGGCAUCACUUUUGCAGACCGAGGUAAAUACACUUGUAUGGCGUCCAAUGAGUAUGGCACAGCUAACUGCACAGUGACACUUCGCGUUGUCUUCACCAAAGGCGAUAUGGGUGUCUACUAUAUGGUGGUGUGUCUGGUGACGUUUACAAUCAUAAUGAUAUUAAACAUUACUCGACUUUGCAUGAUGAGCAGCCAUCUUAAGAAAACAGAGAAGGCCAUCAAUGAGUUUUUCCGUACGGAAGGUGCGGAAAAGCUUCAGAAGGCUUUUGAGAUCGCAAAGCGUAUUCCCAUUAUAACCUCGGCAAAAACACUGGAACUGGCCAAGGUCACACAAUUCAAGACCAUGGAGUUUGCACGUUAUAUUGAGGAACUGGCCCGUAGCAUUCCGCUUCCACCGCUAAUCAUGAACUGUCGCACAUUUAUGGAGGAGAUUCUUGAGGUUGUUGGGGUUGAGGAAAUGAGACACACCUUCGUUCGACAGGCACCUGAGAUUCAUGAAGGUGAUGGUGUCAGCGGGGUGCCAGCUGGAACCUCAGAUGACGUUUUCACCAUCUUGCAAGAGCGAGAGCGAGCUAGAGAGAGGGAAAGGAGCGAGUCACCUACUGUGGAUUCGGAUGACGCAUCGCUUCAUGAGCAGCCUCAACACAUAGCCAUACAGGUGUCAGUUCAUCCACCAUUAACUGCAGCAGGAUGCUGCAAUGAGGAAGCUCCGCCUCUUUCUGAAAUGGCCACUUCUCCCUUGUUGGCUCCACUGUCUUUGGGGGUGGAGUCUGAUGAGACGGAAAAGGUAGAGUCGGAACAAGGCGGUGGUGCUACACCCAAAACCCAAGUCAUCUAUGAAAGCCAUGUGUAAUAAUCUAAAAAUGAGAUAAUGACCUCGCUAUGCAUUUUUUGGGCGGAAAUAAAAGGUCAAGGUUUUUUUUGUUCUACAAUGGACAUUUUUUUCUUUUGUUAGAAAAAGAAAAGAAUAACUUCUAAGAUAAGAAACAUCUAUUAUGCUUUAAGUUCUGUUUCAAUGACAAGGGAUGGGUGAAUCUCAUGUAGAAAUGUCCUUCAUAUUUGACCCCAUAUUUCAUGAUUUUUAGAGAACUCUAAAAUAAAUCAGCUUUGGUACAACAAAUACUAUCAUUAUGUGUAUAUUUAAAUGUACCUCGUAAAUGUUACUGUAUGGAGAGUAAUUUUUGUGCACAUUUAAAAUGGGGAUUUAAAUGUAUAAAUGGGGAAUUAAGUGUGCUUAAUUGUUAUUAAAAUGUCCAAUGCAAAUAAUCUUUGUUUAAGCUUUGAAUUGUUUAUGCAAUUUUUUUUUCUCUUGGGGGGAUAUGACCUAGACAUUUCUGUAAUUUUUUUAAUCGAUUGUAUACAAAUAUUCACGCUGAAUGUAUUUUGGGGCGAAAUGCUGUAUUUAUUUAGAAAAUGUUUCCCAGAAUUUAUUUGGCAUAGUAAGUGAAUGAAAACUAUGGCUGUAAUGGUAUACAAAACGCAUUGUCUUAAUAUGACAAAAGAAUUAGUUCUGAUGGAUCUAGGUCCACAUUACUGUAUUUAUUUCAUAAUCGAGAUGAAAUGACUGAUUCUAUACCGGCUGAAAAUCUUUUGUUAUACAGUUAGUUGAGUUUAUCAUUCAAUACAGGUCAAACUUUUUAUAUCUCAGAUGGGAGGUGCAGUUCGAACUUAAGAAUUUUUUAAAGAUGUUCCUUCUAAAAUGCAUGAAAAAUGCUUGUUGACUGGUUUUCAUGCUGGAUUUGGAGAGUUUUGGAGAAAUUUGUCCUGUAGCUCAGUGGUUAGAGUAUGGCGCUAGCAACGCCAAGGUCAUGGGUUCGAACCCAGGGAUUGCACAUACUAUACAUUGCAUUAUACUAUACAUGUUUGCAAUGUCUGCCAAAUGCAUAAAUGUAAAUGGAUUUGGAGAGGCAAAAAAAACAUGUGAGAUCCCGAUUCUGUUGUUGGCUGUCACAAUGGCCAGGUAAAUAACGCAUUAACACUUUAUAUUGUGGUUUCAGUAUUCUUUAACAUUUUUCAGUUUGAGAUUUUGAGUGUUUAUUUAGUUAAGAUUUUAUUUCCUUAUAUUGUUAGUAAUUAAAUAAUAGUAUUAUUAUUUUAACUAGGAAUGUAGUAUUUCUUUAAAAUAAAUUUGCAUAUGGUUUCAUCGUUUUCCUUUAUCUCUGUUUUUUAUGAAUAAACUGUUGCAAGUAUGUGUUUUUAAAAUUGAGUUCUCAGAUUUUACUGACGAGAAGCCAAUAUUAAAUUCAGUUCACUGAUUUUAAACAAGGCACACCUAUUAGUUCUAAGAUAUAGAUAACAAGAUAACCAUGAAAGUUUCUGAAUGAUCUAUUUUUUAAAUCCAGAGCACCACUUUACUGGUAAUGCUAGCUAUACAGGUUAAGAGCUAAUUUCCUGGUCAGCGUUGUGAGGAGUGAAGGCCAGUGUGCUUUUUCAGAAUGAUGUUGUUCUUUAGUAUAAUAAAAAAAGCUUGUACCCAUG